CCGGGGUGUUGGGUUUAUGGGUAAGAUGCACAUUACCAGGUAUCUUGACAAUUCCCCCGGAGUUAAAUAACUAUGUACAGAUCAAUGUAUCGGCAUUAAUACUGUGCACAAUUCAUUUCAGGCCGCCUGUAUCAUGGCUCUCGAUCUCUGACCUUAAUUCUUGUCGGUUAACUUCUAGUCUAUCGGUUUGUCUGUAUGCCAAAGGCUUUCCUAUAACAGCAAUCCACCUUGGCCCCUAUAGGGUACCACUUGAUGGUCGUGGAUCGCCACUUUAACCUACACACGUCUACAUGUCUCCUAAUACGCAUAUACGCUUCUUUUGUGUAUUCUCUCCUCCCGCCAUACCCUACACACAUCCCUUAUGGACUCAUCCAACAUAAACGACGAGUUUGAAAGUCGUGAGUACGAAGAAGAACCGGCGGCGGAAGACCCGCUCGAAGUGUACGCUGCGGGCCUCAGGGAGGUUGAAUCGCUUGGGCUUGUGGACAUUAGCAACCUCGCAUUCUGGUCGGUAUCCUCCUCGAAGCAAAAUAAAAGGGUCAAGCAGUUGCGUGACGAAAGCCCGCAGUUGUUUUGGGAAAGUGAUGGCGCCCAGCCCCACCAUAUCAACAUCCACUUUACCAAGAAGGUGUCGCUCAGCCGGGUCUCGAUCUUCUCGCACUACGCGCUUGACGAGUCGUACACGCCUUCGAGUAUCGCCAUUCUCGCGGGUAACGGAGAGCACGAUUUGCUUGAAGUGGCUAGUGUAGAGAUCAUGGAGCCUAAGGGUUGGUGCCACAUCGAUUUCGAGAGUGUCCGUGGCGACAAGGUGCUCAAGACGUUUUUCAUCCGCAUCUUGAUCAUCGCCAACCACCAAAAUGGAAAGGAUACGCAUGUCAGAGCCGUGCGGUUGUACUCGCCAAUGAGUCGCACCGAGACGUCUGAGUUUGCUACGCCGAUCCAGCUCGAAACGAGCUCUGCUCCGGUUAUCCCCGAUAUUGGCUUCACCAGUUUGAAGUUUUUGUCCGAAAGCACGAUUCGGUAGGCUAUGCAAUAUAGACCUUUGAUUUGGAGGUAUAUCCAAUAUAUACCCCCCUUUGUGGUUAGCCUGUCAUGAGGAUGUGGUGUAUCAAAUGGGGCCACCUUUUGCUGAUUAGUUUUGAACAUCGUGGUGGACGAAAUCUUCGAGAGUCACCCAAGGAUAAAUUAAGCAAGUCCGGUAAACCAUUGGUGUUUUACCCCUUAUCCUAAUCCCCCGAGGCCUAUCAAUGUCUUUGCUAUUUGACCCCUCAUGGUGACUAGGGCUCACUUCCAAGAUAGUCAUACCCUUGCUAAACCGAAUUGGGGAAAGUUAUUAAUUCUGUGUACCUGUAUACGUAUGUUACCAUUAGCUAAACUUGUAAUUGACGUAAUACCCAACUGAAGUUUGAGACGUUGAAAUUUAUACCCGG
This is a messenger RNA of Babjeviella inositovora NRRL Y-12698, 1430 nucleotides long. Its product is annotated as anaphase promoting complex subunit. The record is from RefSeq and is a predicted model, not a curated record. Bases 362 to 1024 code for a protein of 220 amino acids. Gene Ontology annotation, biological process: anaphase-promoting complex-dependent catabolic process; protein K11-linked ubiquitination. The transcript has a single exon. Lineage: Eukaryota; Fungi; Ascomycota; Pichiomycetes; Serinales. Gene Ontology annotation, cellular component: anaphase-promoting complex.